Diospyros lotus (date-plum) is the source of this 1496-nucleotide messenger RNA. RefSeq names its product RHOMBOID-like protein 10, chloroplastic. Gene Ontology annotation, cellular component: chloroplast membrane. The transcript has 9 exons. The coding region runs from base 140 to 1180 and encodes 346 amino acids. The record is from RefSeq and is a predicted model, not a curated record. Lineage: Eukaryota; Viridiplantae; Streptophyta; Magnoliopsida; Ericales; Ebenaceae. Gene Ontology annotation, molecular function: serine-type endopeptidase activity.
UCUUGUAAGACUCGAAAGCAAAUCUGCAGGGAUAUUUUGGGCAUUUCACAGUCCAUCUUCUUCCAUUCCACCCCAUCUAUCCCUUGGUUGGGAAAGGAGAAACUUCAGCUUGCGCUGGAUUGGUGAAGAAGAGAGAGCUAUGGUGGGUUCAGCUGUGCCUCAGCCUCAUCAUCAACCAUCCAAGUUCUUCCCCUUUCCACUUCCGAUAUCCAGAGUGGGUCCCACUCCCGGCCACCUCAUCACCACCGCAGCCUCCCUCCGCCUCGGCCGCUUCCUCCGCCACCGCUUCUCCGUUCCCCAUCACUCUCUCCGUCUGGGCUUUCUGCUCCAAUCCUCGCUCAUGGAUCUCUCUUAUCAGGGUUAUGUGCCACAUUUAAAAGAUGUUUGGCAUGAAAGCUCCAGCAGAUUCAAAACCAUUAAUUUUCUUCAGUGGCCGGAAGAUGCUGUUUCAACUGCAUUAUCAUCUUGGUUUUUUAGUGGAGAAGGAAGUGGAAAGAAUUCCGGAGAUAUAAGGUCAGACUUGCAGACAUCCAGAAGAAUUUCAUUUAGUGGCAGGGGAUUGACCGACAUUCUUCUUAUGAUCAAUGUAUUGGUUUACAUUGCUCAAAUUGCAACACAAGGGAAGCUACUUCUAUGGGGUGCCAAGAUUAAUAGUCUUAUUGACAAAGGACAACUGUGGAGGCUAGCUACAUCUUCUCUUCUACAUGCAAAUAUCGGCCACCUCUUGGUUAACUGCUAUUCCUUGAACUCUGUUGGCCCUACUGUGGAGAGUAUUAGUGGUCCUAGAAGAUACCUUGCUGUUUAUAUCACCUCUGCUAUUGCAAGUUCAGCAAUGAGUUAUUGGCUCUGCAAAUCACCCGCGGUUGGUGCAUCAGGAGCAAUUUUUGGAUUGGUUGGAUCUUUCGCGGUGUUUGUCUUGAGGCAUAGAGGCCUGGUGAGAGGUGGCAAGGAAGAUCUAAAGCAUAUUGCACACGUCAUUGUUUUGAAUAUGGUUAUUGGUCUUUUAUCCAAAGGCAUUGAUAAUUGGGGUCAUGUAGGUGGCUUAUUAGGAGGAGCUGCAACAUCGUGGUUUCUUGGUCCUGCUUGGAGGUAUGAAUCACUGUCCAAUGAUGGGCGAAAAGUUCUUGCAGAUAGAGCGCCAGUUUUCUCCCUCAUCAACACGAAAAAAAAACAUCGAUAGUGCUACCGUGGACCAGAUUACUGAACCACAAUUCUUUAGCCCUAGAUGAAACAAUGUACAUGCAGAAAAUGGAUGUAAUUGCUUUUUGGCUGUUGCUUCUCCGUGCAUAAACAUCUCAUCAGUGAUCCUUCCAAGUGUGGAAGAAAGUUCCCUUCUUAAUUUGAUCCCAACUUUUGUCCAACAAUCAGUUAAGAAGGAUUGUAUAAAAGGGUUGGGUUUGUGUUGAUUUCUCCAUCCCUUGUGAACGUUAGAUUCAGGGAAAAUGUUCAACAUAACUGUGACAUGGUAUUACAAUUCAAUCAUAUUUUGACAUGUA